Molecule: messenger RNA, 1960 nt
Organism: Anopheles bellator
Lineage: Eukaryota; Metazoa; Arthropoda; Insecta; Diptera; Culicidae
Exons: 5
Coding region: 315-908 (197 amino acids)
Source: RefSeq, a predicted model, not a curated record
UUUGAAGCAGUUUCUCCUGGCACGGCAAGAAGACCCUCCUAGAGUGAUCGCCGACGCAGUGAGACCGUGUGGCGACGACCAAGACGCACCACCAACUCCGUAUCUGUGACACGUAUGUGAGGCGCGCUCGGAAAUUGGACGCUGAUUGAAGAGAGUGCUCUCGACUGUGUCCCCGGCGAAUGGCCGGUGGCCGUUGUUGUGGUGGGGCUUUCUUGAGCAACCUAUCGCCCGCCUGACGGUGCACGCCCCAGUGCCAGAGUGUGAACCAGUGUCCAUCUCGCCCAAAACUCCCGUCACGAUCGCGACACGGCAAAAUGCUCGAAUCAAUGAUCAUGAACCGAAUCUUUCGGUACUUCAUGAAGUUCCACGGGUACUUCAUCGCGUUUUGCACGAUCUUCUUCACGUCGGUCAUCAUCGUCAGCUCGUUCAUGGGCCGGGAGGUGCGCGACGAGCCGCUGUUCGUGGAGGAAGAAUUAGUCGAGGCGGUCCAACGGUUCCCGGUGCUGAUCCAGCUCGAGUCGGCCCUCUGGCUGUGCGCCUCGGCCCUCCUGGUGGCCGGCCUGUACCGGGAAAACAAAAACUUUCUCACCCCCUUUCUGGCGCUGUUCAUCGUCGACGGCGUGGUCGUGAUCGUCCAGGAAACGGUUAACCUCUGCACCGGGCGCCCCUCGGAGCUGGCCAUGAUCGAGACCCGCCAGCUGGUCAUCAUGCUACUGGCCAACGUGUACGUGCUGGUCAGCCUGAUCGUGCUGUACCGGAUGUUCGGCAAGGGCCCGCUGCCGGUGCCGCAGAACAACUUUGUGCGCUUCGACAACGAACAGGACGUGGAGUCGGGACCGGCCGCGGCUCAGGCCCCGCCACAGACCGCGACGGCGGUCCACGGUGUCCCGGCGAUCGGUGCCACCUAGGUGCCGAGGCGUGCUGUAGUGCCCGCAAAAAUGCUAGUGAAAGUGAUGUACAUAUUUCGUGGUGUGAAGUGGAACAUUUUGUACGUGUGAACGAGAACUGUCUGUAUGUGUGUGUAUGUGUGUUGUGAGAUAAAUGUGGCGAAGUGACCGCAGCGAAGUGGCCUGCAGCAGCAGCCGCCGCCAGGGGGAAGAUGCGGAUCGCAGGCGUGGAUUAGGCAGCGUUGUCCAGCUGGCUGCGACGCGUAUGGGACCUCAAACGCCGCCUCACGUGCCGUUCCACAAUUGGCCACAAUUAGGUGCUACCGAUCCGGCGGCCGGCGGCCACUUGCGCGAGCUGCCUGAAUGCGAAUCCAAUCUGCCUAUUGUAGUGGCCGGCGGCGGCGGAGGCAAAGGUGUAUGUGAUAGCGCGCGCGCACUCGGCGUACGCAUAAUACGGCCGGUGUCCGUGUCCUGGGCCGCGCGAAGGAUGCGCCGCUGAUCAAAGCGAUCCGCAGCAGCAGCAGCAGCAGCAGCAGCAGCAGCAGAGUAGCGAGACCGGGCCGUUUGCUAUUGUUAGGCCAUGCGGCGUAUGUUGUGCGUUUCCGUUGUUUUAUUUUAGCCGACCAAAUAGCCAGUAAAGUAGUGGUGCGUCCGGUGGCCGCCUUACGUUGCAGCGGCACACGUUCGUUCUAUUUUUAAGUGCAAAUUGUCUCGUUACGCGCGAGGCCCACGGUGUGUGACCAGACAUUCCGUGUCCGCGCGAUGGCCAUCCGCCGUGGCCGCGGACCGCGCGUAUCAGUAUCAUUAGUACCGAGUGCGCUCGUCUCGCUCAGAGCUGAAGGUGGUAGCAGUAAUGUGUAGUAGAUACCCCCCGCGAGAGGCGCUAAACAAUUAAUAAACAUAUCGUAGGACCCCGCUUGGCGCUUGGUGGCACAUCGAGGCGGUAAUUCGAGCACCGACUGCAAUUUAAAACCACCCCAAAAAAGGUCAUUAGUAAUGUUGCCAACGCCAAAGCAAAUAAAUACAUACUUUUCGUGUCCUGCUGGCCGCGCGGUCCUGCUGGCCGCGAACUG